Molecule: messenger RNA, 603 nt
Organism: Trichomonas vaginalis G3
Lineage: Eukaryota; Parabasalia; Trichomonadida; Trichomonadidae
Product: Golgi to endosome transport
Exons: 1
Coding region: 1-603 (200 amino acids)
Molecular function (GO): GTPase activity; GTP binding
Source: RefSeq, a predicted model, not a curated record
AUGCACUCUAAAAAAGGAUCCCUUGUUUUCAAAUUUCUAGCAAUUGGUGAUUCAGAUGUAGGUAAAACUAGUCUCGUGAAGAGAUUAUGCUCGAACGAGUUUUCGGAUGCAGAGUCUAGUACAAUAGGGGUCGAAUUUCUGACUCAUAAAGUCAAAAUUAAUAAUCAAAAGAUACACCUUCAGAUAUGGGAUACUGCUGGCCAAGAGAAAUACAAAUCCUUAGGAAAAAUGUAUUAUCGCGAUGCAGUAGCUGUAUUAUUAGUUUUUUCAAUUGUAGAUUCGGCUUCAUUUGAACAUUUAGAAGACUGGUAUACAGAAGCAAGGAAAUUGUGCCAUCCAAACGCGAAAAUGUUAUUAGUCUGCAAUAAAAUAGAUUUAAUCGAAAAUAGAGUUGUAUCAAUUAUGCAUAUAGAGCAAUUUUGUAAAGCACGUCAAUUAGAAUAUAUUGAAACCUCCGCAAAAGAAAAUUCCAACGUGGAAGAGUCAUUUCAGCUUUUAGCACGUAAAGUAUUACAAGCAGUAGCUACAAAUGAAAUACAACUUGACGAUGCAUUCCCACAAGAACACAUUAUCGAACCUACACCAGAAAGAGCUUGCUGUUAA